GAUUCCUCUGAACUUCUUGCUCCAGGCUAGGACUUUCCUUGGGACAACGAUGGCUCUAGCUGGGCCUCUGAGCAGCCAGAUAUUCCUUCCAGCCUCUCUAUUCCCUGGCAAGUUUCCUCGGUCACAUCCCCCAUCCAAGAUGGCGGACCAAGCUGGCACUCCUGCAGAGACUAAGGCGUUGUGUCUGGCCAGCCAGGAAUCUCAUCGGCAGAUGUUCCGCCAGAGCAUUGUCCCGCAUGGAGAAACUCCUCUGGGGACGCUGUCCCGCCUGAGCGAUGCUGCUCAUCGAUGGCUGCGCCCUCAAGAACGCACCAAGGAGCAGAUUGUGGAUAUGAUCGUCCUGGAACAAUUCUUGUCUCUACUUCCAGAGGAGAUGCAAGUUUGCCUGAGAGCUAGAGGGCCAGACAGCAGCAGCAGCAAAGAGAUUGCUCGCAUGGUGGAGGCUGCCCUGCAACAGCGAGAACCAGCUGAAGUCGUCGUCGAGCUGCCAGUGAACUUUGAGGAGCCGUCGGCAUCCCUUUCUGAAAGUGAGCAGACUUCAGUGAACCCCAGGCAAAAGACCCUUUACUGGAAAGUCAUGGAGGAGAGUGACGAGAGCGGGUCAUCAUCAAUGGUGCUUCAGCUGUCAGACAGCAACACAUCACAAACAAAAGCUGCCAGUCUUAAGAAGUCUGAAACAGGGAUCCUAGCAUCCAUACAGCCUGAAUCCACACAUCCAGUCUCAACUUGCACUGUUACCAAUCCAGAUAUCAUUAUGGUGGAAAUAAAUUCAGAAAGCAAGUUUUGGCAGGAUAAUCCUAAAGACGAAGGGAAUGAGAUUCCUUCCUGGCCUAUUAAGGAAGAAGAAGAUAAUGUGAGCUGGCCACAACAAAGCGAUCAGCAAGGAAGGCACCCAUGGAAGGAAGAGGAAAACGCAUUUCAUUUUGGAAGCAAUUUGGAAGAAAACCACGAUCCACAGAUCCACUUACAAACCGAACAAGAAGUGGUUGACUACACUUCUACUUGGCCUGGGAAAACAUACACAAGCACAUCAGGGUAUGAGAAAAGGCACCCCGGAGGAAAAUCGUCCUACAUGUGGCCUGAAUGUGAAAAAUGGCCCCCCUUCAGCUCUGACUUUGUAGGCCACUCAGAGAUCUUCACUGAACUGAAUUCCUCUGAAAACACCUUAAGCAAUAGUUCAGUCCUCUUUAAACAUGUUGCCUCUACCUCAAGAGAAAGAUGCUACGCUUGCAAGGAGUGUGGGGGGAGUUUCGCUUGCAAAUCAACCCUUGAUCGGCAUCGGAUGAGUCACACAGCCAACAGGCCCCACAAAUGCCAUGAGUGCGGCAAGAGCUUCCAAGUCCGGUCAACUCUUGUGCGUCACCAGAGGAUCCACACAGGGGAGAAGCCUUACCAGUGCCCCCAUUGCGGCAAGAGCUUCAGAGUGAAAUCAUCCCUGACCCAACACCAGAGACUUCACACUGGAGAGAAGCCAUUCCAGUGUCCUGAUUGCGGGAAAAGAUUUAAUCAGCGCAUGAAACUCGUCUAUCAUUAUAGAACCCACACAGGCGAGCGACCCUAUCAGUGCUUCGACUGUGGCAAAGGCUUCAUUAGACAUUCAGGUCUUGUUCAACAUAAUGAGAGAGUCCACUCUUAGGGCAAUGGCUAAAAUGUCCUCUGUGUGGAAGAGCUUUCAAGUCUAGGUUCUUUUUGCAUUUUGUGCCUUUUGGCAGAUGUGUCUUUUUGCAUUUUGUAAAUUACUAUGUGGUUUGGAAAAGCUUUGAUUUGAAUGCAUCUGCCCGCUUCUUUUUUAUGGAUCUUUUG
Messenger RNA from Podarcis raffonei (Aeolian wall lizard), 1803 nucleotides. Its product is annotated as zinc finger protein 554-like. The coding region runs from base 50 to 1636 and encodes 528 amino acids. The record is from RefSeq and is a predicted model, not a curated record. Lineage: Eukaryota; Metazoa; Chordata; Lepidosauria; Squamata; Lacertidae. Gene Ontology annotation, biological process: negative regulation of transcription by RNA polymerase II. The transcript has 6 exons. Gene Ontology annotation, molecular function: DNA-binding transcription repressor activity, RNA polymerase II-specific.